Arctia plantaginis is the source of this 714-nucleotide messenger RNA. The record is from the annotation of a GenBank genome assembly. Lineage: Eukaryota; Metazoa; Arthropoda; Insecta; Lepidoptera; Erebidae.
AUGAACACGAUUAUGGACCGACAAUCGGACACAUCAACAAGCACGCGUAUAUCAGAACCUACAGAGAAACAGGCGAAAAUAAAGGCAGCAUCAGCACCAAUCGUGCCUAUUACUUCGGACGCAGCCCUCAAACAUCAAACCUCUGCCCCUUCGUACUUCCACUCUUUGAAAGAGAACGAUGCACCACCUUUCUUGCUCCCAGGACUUGAACAGUACCCUAUGCUAGUGAUAAGGCACAUAUUCAAUGAAGAAGAUGUUGUAGAAGUGAUAGCGAACGCUGACGCUGAUAAGGAACAUGGACUUAAGAAGUUCUUAGGUCAACUUUUAGUUGAAAAGGAAAUCAUACCUAACUUCGCGUUAUCUGAAAAGAACUUUCUCGUCAGCUUGUUAGCGGAGGUUAUCGACUAUGCAGCGCAACGGGACUUCAACCCAUUCAAACUGUCAGUAAUGCUCACUUUAUAUGUGGACUCCCAUCGGUAUUUUAAGUGGUACUAUUGGCUACCACCCAUUGCCUUAUGGAACUACUUCAAAGAGAUGAUGAUCAGACACACUAUUGAGGAUUCCCCAACCGGCCAAGAAGUAUUUAAACCAGAGGAGUGCUACGACAUUAUCACACAUUUUCACACGGUGUACUUAUCGAAUUUGCCUCUAAUACACAUACUCACGUUCGGCGCAUACCGGCUCAAGUUGGUGUGGCCUUUCCGUGGUAAAUAA